AUGAGAGAGUCAUAUGCCCAGGCUAAGUGUUCUUCUCCAGCAUUGGCAGUUGAUCCCAAGGCGAACAAGUUUAGCUCUGCAGGGGAUGCAUGCGUGUCUGAUAUGCUCAAGACGAACUUCCUAUCAAACCCGUCUUCCUGUGCUGAGUUGGUUGAUCAUAUCCGUCAGGCCGGCGAUCUUGGCACUUUCUCGAGCCUUUCCUUGGAAAAACAAAGGGAAUCAACAUUCCAUCUGAUUAAAAAGGAUUGGUUUUUGCUGCUGAGACUAUCCAGAACUCAUCUACUGUUGCCCCCUCUUCUGCCUAGCUUAGAGAGUUGGAGAAGAAGAACGCUGAAUUAG
Prunus armeniaca (apricot) is the source of this 339-nucleotide messenger RNA. NCBI's taxonomy places the organism in Eukaryota, Viridiplantae, Streptophyta, Magnoliopsida, Rosales, Rosaceae. The record is from the annotation of a GenBank genome assembly.